Molecule: messenger RNA, 246 nt
Organism: Sphenostylis stenocarpa
Lineage: Eukaryota; Viridiplantae; Streptophyta; Magnoliopsida; Fabales; Fabaceae
Source: the annotation of a GenBank genome assembly
AUGCAUCUCUCUCCUUCGCAUGACGCUUCUCUCUCCUCUACUCGACAUGAUGUGAUGGUUUUUUUAAUUCGUUUCUUGCAAGAGAUGGCAAUAAAUCUUGAGAAGGAGUUGCAAGGCCAAGAAGAAAUAGAGGUUGGAGUGACCAGAAAAUAUGUAGAUACUUGUCCAGCAAUUUUAAAUCGGAGGGUGGGCGGCAGCUAUGGAGAAAGCAACAGUGUUCUGGUUGUGGCCAAAAGGCCCCUAUGA